This is a messenger RNA of Pyricularia grisea, 1977 nucleotides long. RefSeq lists its product as uncharacterized. The coding region runs from base 1 to 1977 and encodes 658 amino acids. The record is from RefSeq and is a predicted model, not a curated record. Gene Ontology annotation, cellular component: nucleus. The transcript is spliced from 2 exons. Lineage: Eukaryota; Fungi; Ascomycota; Sordariomycetes; Magnaporthales; Pyriculariaceae.
AUGGCACCGGUAUGGGCUUCAGAUAGCAGUGAUGACGACCUGCCUUCACUGGAGGAUAUUCUAAGCCGCACUCGAGGAGUACCACAGGCAGUUCCCAAGUCUACUUCAAGGAGGAAGCCCAGGGAUGCACCAAAAACUGUGCCGGUACCAGGCGACGAGGAGAAAGCGACGGCACCACCAGCAAAAGAAACCACUGUCAGGCGUCGAAAGCUGGGUCAGACUGUCGACAAUCCUCUUCUUCGACCAUGGGGCCAAGGAACGGAUGAUGAGAAGGCGAGUGGGGCGCGGACUGCCAGCUUGAAGCUGAGUGAACCAGAAAAGUCUACUAGGCUGCGCGUGGAACUUCGGGCUAGAAAACCGCAAGCCGUUGCAGCCGCGGUCGAGUUGGAAGGGUCUGGGGAUGACGAGGAAACGGUGGUAGAGGACAUAACCAUCAUGGACGACUCGGUAUAUUUUUCAUUCUCAGACCCGGACUCGGAUGACGACUUUGUGGUACCAGACUCCGACUUUGGUGAAAUAUUACAACACAAGUCAAAAUCUGUGCGACCUGGGCAGCACAGCAAACGGCCAUCCAGAAAUUUGGGUCAAAUAAAGCUUGAGAACAACGAGGGAAAAAUCGCCUCGAAAUCAAAAACAUCAAUAAGGGAGAAAACGGAAAAAUCAACAACAGAUACCAGGAGUGAAAAAUCCCAAAAUACCACGGAUAAGGAUAAGAAAAAACUAAGCCAUAAGGCAACAAACGAACAGACCCAUCCAUUCUCGGCAGAUGAUGACCUGGCUGGGACAUUAUCCAAGCUCCGAUUAGAGCCCGAGACUAUUCCAUACUCCCGGAGUAAGAAAAGUCAAGAAAAAGGCAGCAAUGAAGGCAUCAUUUCUGAAAGGCCAUCAACGCCACCAAGCACACCACCUAAAUUCCGCCCCAAAGGACUCAUUUCUCCCACAAAGAAACUUCCCAAGAUACCUGCAACGCCACAUGGUCCAACGACAGACGCGUUCUGGAGUCAAGAGUUCAAUGACGAUUGGAACGAACAGCAUUCUCCCAGGAAGCUAUUCCAACCACCCCCAGUCCCAAGUCCGACCAAGAUGAGCCCGACAAAGAAGGAGCAGGCUGUACAGCGCGAGGCCAAGAAGAGCUUCGAGGGCAGCAAACACGAGAUCGCCAACAGAUUCUUGCACGAGUUAGACCAGGUCAUCACGGAAGGCCGGUUAACGAAACUCGCCGAGUCUACCGGCGGUAUCAAACUACAAUGGACCAAGACGCUCAACACGACUGCAGGGCGGGCAAACUGGCGGCGUGAGACGAUCCAACGGAAGCAUUCCCGCGCAGCCGUAGGUUCCGUCGCGCCCGCUGAGAUCGUCACCACAAUCGAGUGCCGGCACCACGCCACCAUCGAACUGGCCGACAAGGUCAUCGACAACGAGGACCGGCUGCUCAACGUGUUGGCGCAUGAAUUCUGCCACUUGGCGACCUUUAUGAUCACCGGCGUGACCACAAACCCGCACGGCCGCGAGUUCAAGUCGUGGGCGGCCAAGUGUUCCCGAGCCUUUGGCCACCGCGGCAUCGAAGUGACGACCAAGCACAGCUACGAGAUCGACUUCAAGUUCGCCUGGGAAUGCGUCGAAUGUGCUGGUGAGUACAAGCGCCACUCGCGCAGCAUCAACCCGCAGAGGCAUCGCUGCGGCAGAUGCAAGGGAGAGCUCCGCCAGACCAAGCCCGUCCCUAGAGGGGCGGCGGCCGGUGGCAAGGCUGGAGAGUCUAAGAAAAAGGAGCCGACGGAGUACCAGAUGUUUAUGAAGGAGCAGAUGAAGAUUAUCAGGGAGGAGAACCCCGGCAGCCCACAGAAGGACAUAAUGAAGCAGGUCGCCGAGAGGUGGUCCAAGGUGAAACCCAAGACGAAGGGUGCGAAAAAGGGUGCAAGUGUAGACGAUCUCGACAAUGCUACCAAGGGUAUGGUAGACCUGACGCUUGAGGGAUAA